Messenger RNA from Benincasa hispida (wax gourd), 797 nucleotides. Its product is annotated as dirigent protein 22-like. NCBI's taxonomy places the organism in Eukaryota, Viridiplantae, Streptophyta, Magnoliopsida, Cucurbitales, Cucurbitaceae. The record is from RefSeq and is a predicted model, not a curated record.
CUUCCAUAAACUCUUCUUUCUUUAUUUACCAACCAUAUCUCACACCAUGGCUCAAAACCAAAUCCCAUCCAUCUUAAUUUUGUGCCUUGCUGCCUCCAUUUCCAUGACCUUGCUUCUUUCAGUUGAAGCUAAGAAAACCAAGUUCACCCUUUACUUCCAAGACUAUGCUUUUGGUCCUAACACUACCUUUUUCCCCAUUGCCGGCCUCCCCGGCUCGAAACUAAACUACACCGACUUCGGAACGUUCUUUGUCACCGAUGAUAAUAUAACCGCAAUCCCAAACGAGGGUGCCCCGGUGAUCGGCCGAGCUCAGGGGAUCUACGUCGUUACAGAUAAAGGCGGGAAAAACCUCCUCGUCCUCCUAUCUCUGGUGUUUACUAGUGGAACCUACAAUGGGAGCAGCAUCGAGAUCCAAGGGACAAGUAGACAAUUUGACCUAAAUAGAGAGCUUCCAGUCGUUGCUGGGACAGGUAAAUUCCGUUUGACAAGAGGAUAUAUUAACACUGACAACUUCUUUUAUGAUCAAGAAAGAGGAUAUUCCGUUAUCCAAGUCAAUGUCACUUUGGUUUAAUAAUUCUACCCUAAGAAACAUUCUGGGUUCUAAAGUUUGUCUGUUGGUUUUAUGAAUUAUUGCUUUUUUUUUUUUUCCCUGGUAAAUUUCAGAAUAAUCAAGGAGUUAAUAUAAUGGAUCUCCAUGUUAAUUAAUGUUUAAUAUGUACUUUGUUAUGUGAUAAUAAUUUAUUGUAAUGUUUUAUCGUUUAAUAUCCCUGUAUUAUGUUCAAUCAAUUUCUUAAAAG